This is a messenger RNA of Saccharomyces kudriavzevii IFO 1802, 2520 nucleotides long. It is a transcript of the gene NUD1, whose product is annotated as Nud1p. The coding region runs from base 1 to 2520 and encodes 839 amino acids. Gene Ontology annotation, molecular function: protein binding. The transcript has a single exon. NCBI's taxonomy places the organism in Eukaryota, Fungi, Ascomycota, Saccharomycetes, Saccharomycetales, Saccharomycetaceae. The record is from RefSeq and is a predicted model, not a curated record.
AUGGAUAUGAAUGAGCAGGAGGCAGAACUAUCGUGCCAGCUGGAGAAUUUGACGAUAAAUUCACCAGCGAAGUUACAUUCAUGCUCGAACACGCAAAGUAACAAUGGUAAAGUAUUUAAGGAAUAUGAGAGUAACCGCGAUUUCCACGAUUCAAACUUUACUUCACAAGUGGUGGAGCCCACUAUAUCCGAGUCCGUGAAAAAACCUCCCACAAUGACUGUUUUGAAUAACUUUAGUACGGUACAUCAAAAAGUGCCUUCGGGAUUCUCUGGUACCACCGCCACAUCGCACCAAGAGGCUCAAUGGAAGCAGUAUUUCCCCGGUAUUGGAAGUGGCGGCACUACCAAUGUCGGCGAUGGCGCUGGUGCCGCGAACAAGGUUCCUGAAUCUGAUCUUAUAGUAAGCGAUUUGGUUAAGGAUCUAUCUGGCGUACUAGAAACGAAUACAUUCAAAAGACAUUUGGAUAUGAAGAAUAAAACGAUCACAACGCAGGCGCAUGAAAACCAGGAUACGAUUGAUAUCUCGCACUCUAAAGACUUCUUCAAUGGCGAGAAGUUAUCAUCGUUUUCUGAUGACAGCGAUUCUGGGCCAGCAGCUGAGGCUCAUGACGUAUUUGAUGGCAUAUUGAAAAAGCAAAAAUCGAACUAUUUUGUGGGGUCUUAUCCAAAUAAUAACAAUAAUAAUAAUGGUGAUAGUAACAACGCCAAAACGAAAGAGGCCGAAAUGGAAACUAGCAAUUCGUUUGAUUUUUCAUCUUCGUCAUCCAUGUCCUCAUCCCAGACGCAAUCAGGUAGAAGAUCAAAAGUUCCCAAGAAACCCCCAUUAAAUACAAUAUCUCCUGGCCAAUUGGGGUACCAAUUCAACCAUACACACGGUGCGUGGGAUCCACCGUUGAAUCAAGGUUUAGAUGUAUCGAGCUCCCACUCGCUAGAUAACACCUCUUCUAAUCAGUCCCAGCUGACCACAGUGGUACCGUCCGGAGAUUCUAACACGAGGGGCAAGGCGCCUUCGAUUCUAAACAAAAAAGCCUACGAAUUUGUCAAUGGCAAAUCAGUUGACGUUCGCUACCACCAAGAGCAAAUGCAAGGAGAAGAUGAGGAAAAAGAGCUGGAAAGCAAUGAUGACACCCCGUUGGACACGCCAAAGUUCAAUGCUCUCUUCACAAAGAACGGCACAGGAGCAAAAAAUAAAAUUCAAAUGCGUACGGCUCGUUCGAUAUCCAACUCCAACCUAUUAGAAACCCACAAGAGACUCAAAAAAUUGCCCGGCGAAGGGAUUGAAGAUAUCACGUCCAUCUCUGAGGUGGACACGUCAUUCAAUGAAACUGAAAAGCAACUAAUAUCAAUCUUGACUAGUAAGUUAUCUGAUAGCCCUAAUCAUGAUUCUGACUGGGAAAAGAUCCUAGAAGUUGACCUAUCCCAGAGCGACCUGAAAAAUACCUCAGGCUUGCAAAGAUUACUGCCAAAUCUAUUGGUGUUAAACCUCAAUCACAACGAACUGGACACUCUGGAGGGGAUUUCAUCGAAUGUCGUGCAACUGUUUUGUUCAAAUAACAAGAUAACAAGUGCACACUGUUCAUUAGUGGGAUUCAUGGAUCUGGAAUGUCUGGAUGUAUCGUACAACUACUUGAACACAAGCCUGAAGUUUUUGUCACUCUGUCAUCACUUACAAGAGGUAAACCUUUCCUGCAACUCCAUCCAGUCCUUAGAGGGAAUAGGUUCGUCCAGGAUCAAGAAACUAAACCUUGCUAAUAACGAAAUUCACGGGAUCAUCGAUUUUGAGCGAUUGGUUCAAACAAACAACUCCAUCGUGGGCGGUUGGUUGACCGUGGAAGUCCUGGACCUGAGCAACAAUAAUAUCAUGGGAGUCAGAAACAUCAAUUGUCUGCCCCAUUUGAAAGUUUUGAACCUGAACGGUAACCCGUUGGUUUCCAUUGUAGAAUCCGCAAAAGCUAGGAACGCAUCGUUACGAGUGCUUUCAAUUAAAAACACUGGAGGCGCGUUGUCUAAGUUACAAAACUACAAGUUGAACGAUCAGUUUGUCUUCCCCUACCAAAAUCUGAAGAUUUUAAAAGUGGAGGGUUUCGCUCAACUAAGCAAGUGGCAGAAAUGGCCCUCCUCUCUUCAAAUCCUGGAAAUAAACGGCGGAUACGCCUCUUCUUUGCCCCGUUUCCCUUCUUUAAAAUCCACUAAUCUAUACUCCCUAACAAUAGCCAACGUCAGAGAUUUCACGCACUUGCCAGUGGAUCUCUCAGGUGAGUUACCCUUUCUGCAAGAAUUGCGUUUGCCGGGCAACAACCUGCAAAACGCUCACAAGUUAACAAAAACCCUCCCACGCCGGUCAGUAAAAUUCCUCGACCUACGAAAUAACCCAAUCACGGCGCCACGCGACGACGGCAACACUACAAUCCCGUUCCAUCGCCAGCUUCUCCAGAUUGCCGGCCUCUGCCAGCAGCAAUGUCCCGUGCUGGCGACUCUCUGGUUGGAUGACACUCCUGCCCCAACCGCCAUGAACCCGUAA